AUGCAUCAGAGCAAUGCUGCAGUGGCGGCCGCUCUUCAUGGCACGGUGGCUCCAGUCUGCAGGGUUGCAGCAUCUGGCUUCUCCAUUGGCUUCGAUUGGGAUCGACCAUCGCCUCCUUCCCAAUCUCCUCAUGCAGAAACCCCUGAAACUGAACCUGGGCGCGAGCAACUGUAUCACUACUUGUCUUUUGGUUGGCUUUGUGGUGGAAUUAUAGAGGAGACCAUUUCAAAGGAAAGAGACCUGCUUGUUUGCUGCAUUUGCCGUCGCAAACACGGUGUCUGCAUAAAGUGUAAUCAUGAUGACUGUCAAACUGCAUUUCAUCCUACUUGUGCUAAACGUGUUGGCCUGCAUAUGGAUGUGAAGACUGGUGGAGGCAAGUUUUUUCAGCACAAGGCUUAUUGUGAAAAGCAUAGCUUGGAUCAGAAAAAGAAGGCUGAGAGUCUGCAACAUGGACUUGAUGAGGUCUGCCGCAUUAAGCAAAUCCGGCCAACAGGCCUGAGAUACCUGUUGAGGUUGCAGAGCCUGCUACACACAAUUCGAAUGGAGAAUAUUGGUGGAGGCAAUGAUGACGUUGGCCUGGAAGCAGCAAAAGAUGGACGGGCAGUGUUAUCUCGGGGUCUGCCAAGCACGACGGCACCGGUGAUGAUGGGCGCGACCAUGACUUUGUAUUAUUUGUAGAACCUAAUGUUAUGUAACAGUUUGAUUGAGUUAAACUUUAAGUAGACUGUUGUUAACUGUUUUGUUGGUAUUGUGGCUUUCAUGAUUGAUUGUUU
Molecule: messenger RNA, 773 nt
Organism: Magnolia sinica
Lineage: Eukaryota; Viridiplantae; Streptophyta; Magnoliopsida; Magnoliales; Magnoliaceae
Exons: 7
Coding region: 1-678 (225 amino acids)
Biological process (GO): regulation of transcription by RNA polymerase II
Source: RefSeq, a predicted model, not a curated record